UCACAACCGAACGCGAACAUUAAUACAAACAACUUUUGCCUUGGACGUAUGCUCAAAUUCGUAACCAAACUCUAGUUAAAAAUCAACAACCAAAAAAAGAGUUUUUUUUUUUUUUUAAUAUGUUGGGCCGAACAUGUUCGGGAGGCGUUCGGCCGAACACCCGAACAUGUUCGGGAGGCGUUCGGCCGAACACCCGAACAUGUUCGGGAGGCGUUCGGCCGAACAUGUUCGGACGUUCGGAAAAGCUCCAAAGAUGUUUGGUGUGCUACACAGAAGGAACGGAGAAGGACAUGAUUUCGCCAGAUCGGAAGGAACGGGGGAUUUCCCCGUUGUGGUGAACGAUCUGCGCGAGGGUGUUGAAGCUGAGGUUAUCGGGGGUGGUGUCGUAGCAGGCGGUGUGCUGGAUGCGCCGGAUGAGGGAGGAGGUGGAGGGAACGGAACGGUGGUGGAGGUUGAAGGGUUGGUGGAUGUGGUGGUAGAGGUGGUAGGAGUGGAGGAGGUUGGCGGGGGGUUGUUGCUGGAGGCGGCUCUGGAGGAGGGAGUGGUUUGCGUUGUGGAGGAUGGAGUGGUUUGCGUUGUGGAGGAGGGAGUGGUUUGCGCGGUGGUGACGACCGUGAUGGAGGGGAUGGUCCCUUCGAUCGUGGUGACGCGGUCGCAUAUGGAUGACAUGUUGGCCUUUUUGUCGUCGAGAGAGGCGGUGACGGAGGUUCGGAGGGUGUUGAGUGCGUGGAGGAUGGCGGAGAGGUCGGGGGUGGCGGUGUUUGCUGGUGGUUGUUCGCCUGCGAGGUUGCGGGCGAUGUUAUCGACUGAGUCGGUGCGGAUGUCAGACAUGUUGAUGGAGGAUGCGGCCAUGUCGGGGGAAGAGGGGGUGGAGGACGUGUUAAUGAUGCAGGGUGAAAACUCUCGUGGUGCAGAGUCGUCUUCUUGUUCGGCAGCAAAUGAACAAGAGGGAUGGAAUCCGUAUCCUUGGAAGAGAAGGUACCGAUCUCCCUCACGCCCUACUGAUCUGCUCUCGCAACAAGCCGAAGAGCUGAUGGCUGAUGCUAAGAAGAUGCGUGAUCGACCAGAGCUUUUGGAUGUUACCUUUGUCUGUGAGGGGAACAAGCAGGUCCGUGCCAAUCGUGCCUUCCUGGCAAUGAGAAGUGACUACUUCUCAAAGCUACUUUAUGGUGGCAUGAGAGAGAGUCGAAUGGAUGUUGUCCCGCUUCCGCAUGCUCAUGUGAAAGCUCUAGAAACCAUCGUUGAUUUCCUUCAUGGAAAUCACCUGGAGCCCUCUAGUCUGUCUUGCGAGGACAUGGUGGAUGUCUACUGCAUGGCCGAAGAGUAUCAGAUUCGUGGCCUUGGUGCACACGUUUCCUAUUACAUCUCUGCAAUGGACUCCUUCCUGGACAUCGGCAAGUUACUGAAGGCGUCCAUUCCAAGAGAAGCAGAAGCAGUGCUGAAGAUCGCGAUGCGCGUCUUUGAUGAGAGGAUCUUGUUUGACCCCCCUUGCUUUAAUGGUUGGUGCAAGGAAUCUAUCAUAUAUUGCCUGAACCAUUCUGCUUUUCUGGAUGGCGUUGAGGUGAAAGUCGUUGCUGAGGCAGUCCUUGAAGCGGCAAAUCUUCGUCCGAUGAGGGUGGCAGCAAAUGCAGGUGCCGGAGGAGCAGCAGCUGCAGGUGGGGCUGCAGCAGCCGCUGCUGCCAUCACAGCAGCCAAUGCUGCCACUGUAGCCGGCACAGGCAAGGGUGAUAGCGGCAGUGAGUCUCCGUUGAGUGACAUGAUGGGACUCUCCAAGGAAGAUGUUGUAGAGAUCUUUGAAUUGCACUUGAAAAUGGAGCGAAUGGAUCCAGUCUUCUUGGCAGACAAGGUGCAGCCGCUUGCGAUCUUCCCGGAGAAGCGCUUCUCCGAUGUGUACCUCGCACAGCUGCUGCAUUGCUUUGGGAAACUACAGGAUAAAUCGGAUUACACGAUACAGGGGAAGAAGGUUGAGAAAGAGGUGUCAUGGAAUGAUGCAGUGAUGGGAAGCGGAAUGAACACGUCACCUCAAUGCCCAACAAAACUCUGGUAUGAUUUUGCAUUGCAGCAGCGAGGAGGGCGGCAGGAACGGGGGGCUAGACUUGCGUUGCCUCUAUCGACUGGCAAACACUACUGGAAGGUCCGACUGUCUCCGCCGGCAGAAUCGAUCUGGUUUGGCGUGGUUGAUGCGAGGGCCGACCCUGAGGUUGGGUUUGUUGGUCGCGAAGGUGAGUGGAUGUAUGGGAGUCGCUCAGCUGUGUGUAUGGGAAAUGGUCACAAGUACUCUUUCGAGCCACAAUUGAAUUUCCGUAGCACUCUGGUGGCGGUUGUCAUCUUGGAUAUGGAAAUGAGAACCCUAACAUUUGCCAAUGACAUGGAGUCUUACGGCAAGUAUCGGGGUAAUUACCCGGUCGCAUUCACCAAUCUUCCAGAUACAGUUUACCCUGCAGUAUCAUUGAUCCCCCGUGGUUGCGUGGAAUUGCAAUGGGUGCAUUCAUUUGAGGAUUGAUUGUUUAUUCAUUUGCUGAUUGAUUGGUUGGUUGGUUGGUUGGUUGGUUGGUUGUGUAAUGACCUGCAAAAUUGCAGACUGAGAAAUCUGCUGUCUUCUGAGUGUUGCUGCAUGCUAGACUGAUUUGCUGAGAUUCCCGUGUUCUCCAGAGUGCUGGCUGAUAACCAGUGUGUUUGCUGUGUGUCUGAGAACCGGUAUGUGUGUGUGACCCGCUGUUGAGGGCCGAUGUGUUGAUAUGGCCCUCAGGCCGGUUCUUACCUGUGCCCGUGUGACUUGUGGGGUUGCAGUGGGGGAAGUAGGGUAGGUUAGGUUGGAGCCCAGAGUCAUGAAGCAGCAGGUAAAGUAGCAGAUAAGACAAAAAGGUAGUGCCUUUGGGACGCCAGGUAAUAUUUUAGAAGUCCGGUAGGCUUAGGGGUAGGUACCAGUCCGGCAGGCCUGAGUCUAGAGCCUGCGGGAAGGGGAUAUCAGACUGUAAUGAUGUUCCCACCAAAAGUAGAAGGUACCGGUAGAUUUGGGAGGUCACGCGGCCUGGAAGUCACCACGUGAAGACGCACUAGUGCGGUUUAUCAGUUGCGGAGGCGAAUAGUUCAGCCUCAUUUGCUCGCUUGCACUUGCGGGCACGCUGCAUGAGCGCGCACCCAGCAAGUGUAGCACUGGGGGAAGGAAGCAGGCGUAACUUGGACCCCACCUCGGCUAUGGUGGAGGUCGCCAAGUCAAAGGCAGCAGAAGGCCUGGAUAUGGCCGAGGCCUAGGAAGGAGGAGGAAGGAGUGAAGGAGGAGGAGGAAGAAGAACAAGGAGACCGAGGAAGAAGGAGGAGGAGGAGGGAGAACAAGGAGACAGAGGAAGAAGGAGGAGGAGGAGGAGAGUGAAGAAGGGAGCUUACCUUGGCCAUGGUGGUCUGCAUCUUCAUUUUCUUGGUUGGUGCUGCACCUUGAAGACCCCAAGUGGGGUAGUACUUGUACGGAUGACUCCAGGGGUGGAAUGUGGCAAGGCGGCCAUAGAGGGAGAGGCACGGUACCUUUUCGUUGUCCUCUGAACAUUGGAGCUAGGCUCCGAUGGUCCGCCAUCGCCACCGACUGGCCUGAGUAGAAGAAGAAGGUGUAGGAUGGCUAUGGUGGACAUCUUGAGUGGCUGGCAGUAAGGGGAGGAUUCGGGCAUUGAUUCUGGUUCAUUCUUUCAUUAUUGUUGUGAUUAUUAUUGAUAAUAAGAAGUUGGAGGAGAUGUUGGAAGAGAGGGAUGUUGGCGAGAUGAGGAAGAGGGUGCAUUGGUUCUUGCUUGUCUUCUUCUUCUUCUUCUUCUUCUUCUUCUUCUUCUAUUCUCAUUUCUUCUUCCUCCUUCGUCUAUUUCUCUUUCCAAUCUCUUUUUCGGUUGCAUUUGAACGGCAUUGUCUCUCAUUCAAGUGCAACUUUCUUUUGAGAUUUUCACUGUGAAAUAGCCAGGAUCAUAACAGUUGGUUGAUUAGGUGGCUGGUUGAUUGAUCAUUGGUUGAUUGGUGUACUUUCACCCACGGCCCCAUUCAGACAGCAUGCCAUAUGAGGGAAGCAGUCCCUGCUUAGAUGGAAAUGUGGGCGCGUAAUGCCUGCGUAUUUGUUCAAAGGAGUUUGUUUAAGGUUGUAGAAGUUGUUGGACUGCUUUUGUAGCGGGACCGCAGAAGGGUUGCAUGUCCAUUCGCUUACCAGAAAUCGAUUCAAUCAAUUAAUCAUUUUUUUACAUAAUGAUCAUUAGUGAUCGCGCAGGUGGACUUUUGUGUUUUCUCAACUUUUCUGGACUUUCUUGAUGGUAGUUAUAAUAAUGAUGAUGACGCUUUGGUGAUGACUGUGGUGGUGGUAGUGGCCAAUCACCACUUCACCGUCGACCAACUGCCGACGUUAAUCCUCUCAGUUGCUUCCUCCUCCUCCCCCUCCUCUUGCUCCCGUACCAUGGCUCCACCUCUCCUUGCCCCUCUUCCUCCUGAGCUAACCGUUUCCUCCUGAUCCCAGUAGACUAACCGUCCCAGUUUGUUCUUCUUCAUCCCCCUCCCCCUCCUCCCUUGUUGCUGUCACCGUCAUUACCAUCGUCACCAUCAUCACCGUCUGCACUGCCAUUUACCGCACAUGGACUUGUGAUCGACUUGACUUGGCAUUGGGAUACCUUGUGAGUGUGAACUAUGAACCUGGAUGUUAAACCUGGGUUUGUUUAAGAACUUGAUGGGCGGCUUUGUUUGUUCGGUGGUGGGUAAGUGUCACGGUGCCCCCUGCAUUGUCUACGAUGGGCAACAGCAUGACAACAUAAUAAUUGCAGGUGUAAUGGUACUGCAAAAUACAAUGUUGGUAAGCGGUACUAAGCACUAGUGUACAAUAGUUAAGUGAUGGAUGCAUUUUUUGUCUUUUUUAUUCAAAAUACAAUGUUGGUAAGCAGUACUAAGCACUAGUGUACAAUAGUUAAGUGAUGGCUGCAUUUUUUGUUUUUUUAUUGUUUUAGCAGCAAGUCCCUGAGGGGCGUCAGUCGGGUUGCUUAUUACUGGCAAGCAUGACGCAGGCAAGUAGGAGAGAGAAAAUGACGGCCGCAUUUCACAACCAUUCCGUUACAAUUGCUGUAACAAGUAGUUUAGAAGGCCUAUGUUGUGAUGGCUGCAUCUUGCUACCCCAUCAUGCAUGCUCAGAUUAUAUAGAAGGUGACAUGUCCUGGACAAUGGGGGUAAUUGGUAGUGCCUGCAUCUC
Chara braunii is the source of this 5203-nucleotide messenger RNA. NCBI's taxonomy places the organism in Eukaryota, Viridiplantae, Streptophyta, Charophyceae, Charales, Characeae. The record is from the annotation of a GenBank genome assembly.